Messenger RNA from Schistocerca piceifrons (Central American locust), 2103 nucleotides. RefSeq names its product protein IWS1 homolog. The record is from RefSeq and is a predicted model, not a curated record. The transcript has 5 exons. The coding region runs from base 1 to 2103 and encodes 700 amino acids. NCBI's taxonomy places the organism in Eukaryota, Metazoa, Arthropoda, Insecta, Orthoptera, Acrididae.
AUGAGCGCUCUAAUUGGGAAGUUGGAUAUAGAUGAUGAGCCACCGGCAGACUCAUUGGAUAUAGAUGAUGAGCCACCAGCAGACUCAGUAGAAACUAUUAGAGAAAGGGCUGAUGAGCAUUCUAAUGGGAAGUUGGAUAUAGAUGAUGAGCCACCGGGAGACUCAGUAGAAGCUAUUAGAGAAUGGGCUAAUGAGCGCUCUAUUGGGAAGUUAGAUAUAGAUGAUGAGCCACCGGCAGACUCUGUAGGAACUAUUAGAGAAUGGGAUGAUGAGCGCUCUAAUGGGAUGUUGGAUGUAGAUGAUGAGCCACCGGCAGACUCAGUUGGAACUAUUAGUGAAUGGGCUGUUGAGCGCUCUAAUGGGAUGUUGGAUAUAGAUGAUGAGCCACCGGCAGUCUCAAAGUUGGAUAUAGAUGAUGAGCCCCCACCAGACUCAGUAGAAACUAUUAGAGAAUGGGCUGAUGAGCGCUCUAAUGAGAGGUUGGAUAUAGAUGAUGAACCACCAGCAGACUCAGUAGAAACUAUUAGACAAUGGGAUGAUGAGCGCUCUAAUGAGAAGUUGGAUAUAGAUAAUGAGCCACCGGCAGACUCAUUGGAUAUAGAUGAUGAUCCACCAGCAGACUCAGUAGAAUCUAUUAGAGAAUGGGCCGAUGAGCGCUCUAAUGAGAAGUUGGAUAUAGAUGAUCAGCCACCAGCAGACUCAGUCGAAACCCUUAGAGAAUGGGCUGAUGAGCGCUCUAAUCGGAAGUUGGAUAUAGAUGAUGAGCCACCGGCAGACUCAGUUGAAACUAUUAGAGAAUGGGCUGAUGAGUGCUCUAAUGAGAAAUUGGAUAUAGAUGAUGAGCCACCACCAGACUCAGUAGAAACUAUUAGAGAAUGGGCUGAUGAGCGCUCUAAUGGGAAGUUGGAUAUAGAUGAUGAGCCACUGGCAGACUCAUUGGAAAUAGAUGAUGAGCCACCACAAGACUCAGUAGAAGCUAUUAGAGAAUGGGCUGAUGAGCGCUCUAAUGGGAAGUUGGAUAUAGAUGAUGAGCCACCGGCAGACUCAGUAGAAACUAUUAGAGAAUGGGCUGAUGAGCACUCUAAUGGGAAGUUGGAUAUAGAUUAUGAGCCACCGGCAGUCUCAGUAGAAACUAUUAGAGAAUGGGCUGAUGAGCGCUCUAAUGAGAAGUUGGAUAUAGAUGAUAAGCCACCACCAGACUCAGUAGAAACUAUUAGAGAAUGGGCUGAUGAGCGCUCUAAUGAGAAGUUGGAUAUAGAUGAUGAACCACCAGCAGACUCAGUAGAAACUAUUAGAGAAUGGGCUGAUGAGCGCUCUAAUGAGAAGUUGGAUAUGGAUAAUGAGCCACCGGCAGACUCAGUAGAAACUAUUAGAGAAUCGGCUGAUGAGCACUUUAAUGAGAAGAUGGAUAUAGAUGAUGAUCCACCAGCAGACCCAGUAGAAACUAUUAGAGAAUGGGCUGAUGAGCGCUCUAAUGAGAAGUUGGAUAUAGAUGAUGGGCCACCAGCAGACUCAGUAGAAACUAUUGGAGAAUGGGCUGAUGAGCGAUCUAAUGGGAUGUUGGAUAUAGAUGAGGAGCCACCGGAAGACUCAGUAGAAACUAUUAGAGAAUGGGCUGAUGAGCGCUCUAAUGAGGAGUUGGAUAUAGAUGAUGAGCCACCACCAGACUCGGUAGAAACCAUUAGAGAAUGGGCUGAUGAGCGCUCCAAUGGGAAGUUGGAUUUAGAUGAUGAGCCACCAGCAGCCUCAGUAGAAACUAUUAGAGAAUGGGCUAAUGAGCGCUCUAAUGGGAAGUUGGAUAUAGAUGAUGAGCCACCGGCAGACUCAGUAGAAACUAUUAGACAAUGGGCUGAUGAGCGCUCUUAUGAGAAGUUCGAUAUUGUUGAUGACCCACCACCAGACUCAGUAGAAACUAUUAGAGGAUGGGCUGCUGACCGCUCUAAUGAGAAGUUGGAUAUAGAUGAUGAACCACCAGCAGACCCAGUAGAAACUAUUAGAGAAAGGGCUGAUGAGCGCUCUAAUGAGAAGUUGGAUAUAGAUAAUGAGCCACCGGCAGACUCAGUAGAAACUAUUAGAGAAUGGGCUGAUGCGCACUCUAAUUAG